UUCAAUUACAAAAUUGGUGUUUAGUAGAGGUGCAAGCAACAUAACCUAGUUGUAUUGUAUCUCUCGUGCCCAAUAGGAUAAGCAUGAAUAAAUCCACACGUUAAUGAUGUCAUCAGUAGUUGAUAAGGUUUAUCAUCUCUUAAUUAAUAAGACAAAACCUGCCAAUUCCCAGUUGGUGUGAGUAUCUUUAUUGGAUUUGAUUUGGAUUAGGUGGAAUCCGACAACGCCCAACGAUGUCAUCAGGCCCGUAAGAGAGAGUGCGUCUUUAAAACUCGGACGUGGCCUAGCACUCAUCCAACAAGCCAAUAAACAAACACAUUUUCUUCAUUUUUUUUUUUUUUUAAAUAACUGACAGAUUUAAACAUUCUUAGCUGUCACCGUUGAGCUCUGUUCAAUUGAAUCGUUGAAUCUCUCUCGGUUGCCUGCCGUACUCUGUCUUCUCUCUUUCGUUCGUGCGAAUUAUUUUGCUCCAUGGAUGUUGCGGCGGUUGCGAGAUGUGCCGGAAGGUGCUAUGUUUCUCCGGCGGCGUUCGGAGAGUCGCGGAAUCUCAGGUUAUCAUUGUCUAAUUUCCGGAGCUUGGAGCCCGCCGGUUUGAUGUUUCGCGGGAAAAGUCAACGGACACUGUCGAUUUCUGCGCGGCAAGGUGAAACGCAGCAAAUCAACGGAAACAUCGUCUGGCAUGCUUGUCCCAUCACUAAACCCGACAGACAAGAACUGAUUAAUCAAAAGGGUUGUGUCAUUUGGAUUACUGGCUUAAGUGGUUCAGGGAAAAGUAGUCUGGCGUGUGCUGUUAGCCGAGCUCUGUACAACCGUGGAAAGCUCUCGUAUAUACUCGAUGGCGACAACGUUCGACAUGGUUUAAACAGCGAUCUUAGUUUCAAAGCGGAAGAUCGAGCUGAGAACAUCCGAAGAGUUGGUGAAGUCUCCAAAUUGUUUGCGGAUUCUGGAAUCAUCUGUAUUGCUAGUCUCAUCUCUCCUUAUCGAAAGGAACGAGCUGCUUGUCGUGCAUUGCUACCGCAAGGAGAUUUCAUCGAGGUGUUCAUGGAUGUGCCACUCCAUGUCUGUGAAGCUAGAGACCCAAAAGGCUUAUACAAGCGUGCACGCGCUGGUGAAAUCAAAGGUUUCACAGGAAUAGAUGACCCUUAUGAACCACCUUUGGAUUGUGAGAUUGUGAUAGAAAACAAGAGAGACGAGAAUUCAUCUUCAUCUCUUUCAGAAAUGGCAGAGAUUGUUGUGUCCUAUUUAGACCAAAAUGGAUACCUCAAGCCGUCGUAGAGAAUCAUCACUCUCCACAUAAGGAUUUGGUUAAUAUGUACACAAACAUGUCUUGUAAUAUGCUCAAAAGUAUCAAUCUCAUCAUCUCAUGUAUCAAUCAUUAACCCGCGUUUUCAUCGUUUGGAAUGCGAUAAUAAAAUCAUUAUUGAUUGUAACGUGCA
Molecule: messenger RNA, 1436 nt
Organism: Raphanus sativus (radish)
Lineage: Eukaryota; Viridiplantae; Streptophyta; Magnoliopsida; Brassicales; Brassicaceae
Product: adenylyl-sulfate kinase 4, chloroplastic
Exons: 5
Coding region: 472-1275 (267 amino acids)
Biological process (GO): sulfate assimilation
Molecular function (GO): ATP binding; adenylylsulfate kinase activity
Source: RefSeq, a predicted model, not a curated record